AUGGCCUCGACGAAGCGGCGUGGCUGUUACUUCUUGGCGGCGGGGUUCAUCCUGGCCGCCGCGGCGGUGGUGCUGGUGGUGGCCCUCCUGACCCGGCCCGGGUGUGCACCGCCGAGGUAUUCGCGCGCAGCCGUGGCCGCCGACACCAGAACCUGCUCGGACGUCGGAAGAGAUAUCUUGCAGCAUGGAGGCUCAGCUGUUGAUGCGGCCAUUGCUGCCUUGAUCUGCACCUCUGUCCUGAACCCCCAGAGCAUGGGAUUAGGGGGAGGUGUCAUCUUUACCAUCUUUAAUGCAUCCACAGGAAAGGUGGAGGUGAUUAAUGCGCGUGAGAGAGCCCCACAAGCCAUUUCGAGCGAUUUGCUGGAUCAGUGUCGACCCAGUUUCAUGCCAGGAGCCCAGUGGAUUGCAGUUCCUGGGGAACUUCGUGGGUACGAAGAAGCUCACAAGCGCUACGGAAAAUUGCCAUGGAAGACACUGUUUAAACCCACUAUCAAGCUCCUUGAGUCUGGAAUCAAGAUACCAAAGAUUCUGAGUUUAUUUCUCACCUACCAGCCCUUACAGGGACCUUUGAAAAACUCUUCUUUAGGCAAACUGUUUUUUAAUGAAGGUAAUAUCAUGCAAGAAGGACAGACCCUUCAAUGGCCAGCACUAAUAAAAACUCUGAAAGCAGUGGCAGAAAAUGGAGCUGAGGAAUUUUAUACAGGGAAGACAGCAGAGAUGUUGGUAAAAGAUGUGAAGAAAGAAGAUGGCAUUUUGACAAUGGAUGAUCUCAAGGAUUAUCAGGCUGAAGUUGUGAAACCCUUGAAUAUUUCACUGGGUGAAUACAUCGUGUAUUCUGCCCCCCGACCCGCUGCAGGGCCCAUUCUCUUCUUCAUCCUUAACAUGCUGAAAGGAUUCAACUUCACCAAGGCGACCAUGAAUACACCCAGUGAGAAGGCUGAGGCUUACCACUAUAUUGCGGAGACUCUGAAGUUUGCUAAUGGCCAGAAAACAAAAGUGGAAGAUCCUACAUUUUCCCAUAUAAAGGAGGAUGUUAUUAGUGAGCUGAUAUCGGAUUCCUUUGCUAACCGUGUCAGGGCGCAAAUCGACGAGAGAGGGGACCAUGCUGCCACCCAUUACAACCUCACCCAAGCAGGAACAAUGGGUUUUGGCACCUCUCAUGUUUCUGUCCUUGCUGAAGAUGGCAGCGCUGUUUCAGUCACCAGCACCAUCAACCACCCGUUUGGCUCAAUGGUGUAUUCUCAGAGCACUGGGAUCAUUUUAAAUAAUGAGCUUGCUGACUUCUGCAUGAAACGAUUGAGCAAAGAGAUCUCUGCAGGAGAGAUGCCUCCCUCUUCCAUGUCACCAGCCAUCCUCAUUUCCAGCAAGGGGCAGUCCAAGCUGGUGAUUGGCGGCUCCGGUGGGACCCUCAUCACCCCUGCUGUAGCCCUGGCUAUCGCGAACAAGCUGUUGUUCGGCUAUGAGCUGGAUGACGCCAUCCAGGCAUCUAUUCUCUAUGCUGACGAGAGCAACUCAAUCAAAGCUGAGCAGCACUUCAAUAAGGAUGUUCUAAAGGCACUGCAAGAAAAGGGACACAAAAUCUUUGUUGAAAACAGGACACUGAAUGUGGUGCAAGGGAUUUCCAAGGAAGGCCACUGCAGUUUUGCUUACUCUGAUCUGAGGAAGCAGGGGGAAGCAUCAGGCUAUUAGCCCUGCCAGAGUAAAGAAACUGUGGAAUGUCA
Messenger RNA from Heteronotia binoei (common prickly gecko), 1721 nucleotides. RefSeq names its product gamma-glutamyltransferase 5 (gene GGT5). Lineage: Eukaryota; Metazoa; Chordata; Lepidosauria; Squamata; Gekkonidae. The record is from RefSeq and is a predicted model, not a curated record. Gene Ontology annotation, molecular function: glutathione gamma-glutamate hydrolase; leukotriene-C(4) hydrolase activity. Gene Ontology annotation, cellular component: plasma membrane. The transcript is spliced from 12 exons. Gene Ontology annotation, biological process: leukotriene D4 biosynthetic process; glutathione catabolic process; inflammatory response. The coding region runs from base 1 to 1689 and encodes 562 amino acids.